GCGCCAAGCGUUCACGCGCACCGCGUCACCUGCCUUACGUCAAACCUCAGUCGCGUCAUCACCAACAUCAUUCUAGAGCAGUGUUAUCGGCAGCGGAGGGAGUAUUGUACGAUGGCGGGUGAAGCAGUGGCAUGGCUGCAGAUCAAGGUCGUGGGUGACAGUGCUUAUGGAACGCACGGAGGCAGGAUCGAAGUGUGUGGGAACGAGCAGUUCAAUCUUGGGAGGGAUCCAGAGCUCUGUCGUUACUCAUGGGCUGAUGACCUCACCAUUUCAAGAAAGCACCUUCGCAUCCAUUGCAUCCUCUACGAGCAAAACCCAAUCGCGAAGAUCGCACCAUUCGUCUAUGUAACCGAUUUCUCUUCAAACGGCACUUGUCUCAAGAAAAGCAACUCGGAGUACACGGCGUCCCAAGACGCGGGCAUCCUGAUGGGUCCCAAGAGCACCUUCCUCUUAGAGGAUGGGGAUGAGAUUCGCAUAUCAGAAACCGUCACCCUGAUAUACUGCUCGAAUACGCCGGUAGAGCUUGUGAAGUUGACCGACAUUCAGGAGCGAGAGAAGCUGACGUUCGCUUCACGCUAUCUCCUCACCGGCCGCUUGCUCGGCGAAGGUGGUAACGGCAAAGUCCUUGUAGGCAUCAAUCAAGAGACACAGCGACAACUUGCGUGCAAAACCGUUCGACUAGACAACAUGUAUGACACCUUGGUGCUAUCGAACUUACGCCUUCCUACCGGAAAGCGAGCGAAGCAUCAGAAGUCAGUGAAACAACAACUGCCGACCAGGGUUACCAACUGCUUCCGUGAGUUUGACAUCCUCAAAGACCUCAGCCACCCGAACAUCAUCACUAUUGAAAAAGUAUUUCGGAGUAACAAUACCAUCUACAUCUUCGAAGAGCUCGUCACAGGCGGUGACUUAUUCUCCUUCAUUGAGUACAAGGAGGGCCGCAUCGAUAGUCUGCAGGCCGCGACUAUCAUCUAUCAGAUCUUGAAGGGGAUCAAGUACCUUCACGACCAGGACAUCGUACACCGAGAUCUGAAGCCGGACAACAUACUCAUGUCGUCUCUCGAGGACAGCGCUCGCGUCGUCAUCACCGACUUUGGCAGUGCGAGGUUUCUCCCAGGGAAGAGCAGCCAAAAUCCAGCGAAAGCCAACAAGUACCAACGGAUGUUCUCGCUCGUGGGUACCUUGGAGUACAUGGCGCCUGAGAUUAACCGGCGCAAUAGAGCCAUUCCAGCCGAGGACGGCUACUCAAGAUCCGUCGACAUGUGGUCCAUUGGCACGAUUGCAGCUACACUACUUACCGGAGACACAAUUUUCAUUGAUCGCAGACACCCAGAGUACGACACGAACCCUAAAGCUGUGAUCUUAGGUCUCGCAGCACUCUGUGACCUCAGUCAUCUGGACGAUCCACAUCACCCACUAUGGAGCAAUGUCGGCGACCAACCGAAAGACUUCGUCAAGAAUCUGCUCAUUCUCAAGGAAAAAGAGCGAAUGACAGCGUCGGAGGCUCUUACGCAUGAUUGGUUCUCCUCUUACCCCGAAAACCUUGAGGACAUGUACGCGAACUCCAUUACAGAUUGGGGGCCUUGUGAAACAAGCCAUGAUCUUGUCGAGAUGAUUCCCAAGUCUAUGGCGAACAGCGUCGCUGCAGGUCUGAUCGGCGGAAGUCGGGUUUCAGCGAUGACUUCACGCUAUUUCGCUGUUCGCCAGCCUACAAACACGCUCCGGAAGCAUUCGUCCCAGCGCUGGCGUGCAAACACCCCAUUGCCGUCCAUCAUGCAAGACCAUGAAGCAGCCCAGUUCGCUAGUCAGUUGCAGGCCCCAUCAUACGACAACAGCGAUCCAUCCAAUCAGCACCAACAGCGUCAUUCACUCUCGGCCACAAGCGCGACUGGAACAGGUAUGUAUCGUUCACGUGAAGAUGCAGAUGAUGACACCGACGGCUCCGAAGCGAGCCUGAACGGUUUUACGAACAACUACUCACAGCAAGAACACUUCGAAUAUCUGCCGCCACCUCCAGAACAUGAAUACGUCCUGGUAGGCGAGACGCCCGUUGAGGUCUAUCAUCAACGACAAUGGGCUGAGGAUCAAGGCCAUGAUUCAAUACUGGUAUAUGAGACGCAGCCUGAGUUCCUCCGCCAGCUUACCAACUCUUCCGGCGAUGACGAUGACCUAACGACGUACGAUAUGUGGGCUUAUGAUGACGCGCCAAGUGUGCGCAGUGCAACUCAUGUCGCAGGAAAGCGCAGGAAGCUGUCUCACCACACUUGA
Molecule: messenger RNA, 2268 nt
Organism: Alternaria rosae
Lineage: Eukaryota; Fungi; Ascomycota; Dothideomycetes; Pleosporales; Pleosporaceae
Product: meiosis-specific serine/threonine-protein kinase mek1
Exons: 3
Coding region: 112-2268 (718 amino acids)
Biological process (GO): protein phosphorylation; meiotic recombination checkpoint signaling
Cellular component (GO): cytoplasm; nucleus
Molecular function (GO): ATP binding; protein binding; protein serine/threonine kinase activity
Source: RefSeq, a predicted model, not a curated record